CUUUCCUUCUCACGAAGGCACCCAUAUAUCUAUGGAAGGCACCGAAGAUGACAGGUGUACGUAAAUAACGGAAGCCUUGUGCACCUUCUCCUGCUCCUGGGGCCCUAACGAGCCCCUACUUGGAGGGAUCCCAAGGAGCUUGUUGCAGAUUUACCAGGAUGCUGCCACCUUGCGGCUGACUUACCUGAAAGCCCAGCUACCACUGACCGUCGGCAGCCAUGCUGCAACAUUGACAGACAUCUCCAACACACCUGCUCCCUACAUACCCACAACACCCGCCUCCCCAACUGCUGCAGCCAUCAAUCUCCUUAACCUUCUUAAGUUUGCAAACACCAUGUCCCAUCCCCUGUAUAACCCCUAUGCCCCUGGGAACCAAAGUUCCAACCACGGGCAGUAUGGACUCUCCAGCAUACCGGCAGAAAGGGACCCUCGGAUGGGAUCUUCUCACCUUGAACCUGGGUCCAGCUUCAACUCUCCUGGAGCUUCUUCUGGGACUCAUGCCAACUCUGGGGGAAUGCUCCCGUCAAUGAACUACAGGCCUGAGCAGAGUAGGGCCAUAAUAGACGAGAACAUAGAGAGGUCUGUAGACAUGCAUAUUAGCAGAGCCAGAGAGGAAGUAAGACUUCUUGGCAAACCAAUGCAUCAGCCCAUAGACCAGGGCACUUGUUUUACCAGCACUCAAAGGAAUGAGUUUCUCUCCUCAGGCACAGGGAUGGUCUCCUACCAAAUGUCCUCAACCUCUGCCUCUUUAGGACAUAGACAACCUGGUGUUGAAAGUUGCAGUAACUCCUUGGACUGGUCAUUGAACUACAACAGGUCCACUGCUGAUAACCCCUCAAAAUUGUAUUCAUCAUCUGCUUCAUCUAACUAUGUAAGUGGUGGUGACAGUAUGUUUAAUGCCUCCAGUAAAAGAGAACAUGAUAAGCAGUCUAUUCCAGACAAACCUGCGGCCACUACAGAGUCCAGUCAACCCAAGUACUCUUCUGAAUCCGCUUCUAACAUUCUUCAACACUUUGGACUUGAAAAAGAGGACUUGGAACAUCUCAUCUGCUAUCCUGAAGACCAGAUCACCCCUGCUAACCUGCCGUUAAUCUUGCGGCAAAUCCGCAUCAAGAAGACCAAGAGAGCUUCAACUGCAGUUCAGUCAAAACCCCAACCCCAACCCACCAGAAGUGUGAGAGCAAUGGACAGUCACAGUUUGAGCAGGUCUGGAGAGGCAGGGACGCACCAGGAGGAAAUGUCAUCAGCUGUUUUCCAGCAGAGUAAAGUGAUUGACUAUGAACAUACUGGCGAACAUACAGGCAAUAAUACUGGAGCGGUUGGGGAUGAGAUUGGAAGGACCUGUAGCAGUAAAGCUAACAGUGUUGGAACUGGAAAUGUGUUGCAGGUAGACACUUACGAUAGUAGCCAACACAUUAGAGAACCACUGCAAACAAAUACAACAGAGGUGAAAAGCAGUGCCUUGGGUUCUUUGAGUGACCACGCAAGUUCUGUUUCCAACCUCAGCUCUUGGCAUAGUUCAAUUAUGAGCUCUGUGGUUUACCCAAGCAAUGAUCAGACCGAACAACUGCUGACCCAACCAAAACAGACUUCCCAAACAGUCCUCAGCUCUUUCUCUCUGCCAAAGAAAGACACCGACAUCCGAGCUCUCAAGUCUGAAGCCCCGAAACCCUUUCCUUUGAAAGAAGCAGAGGCAGUUCAGCAGUCAAUAAAAACCCAACCACCCCCCACUCUGUACCCUCGUGUGCAUGCCAGCCGACAGGGCCUUGUGAUCUUUGACAGUAAUGACGCCAGUGGCGCAGUUCAGCAGUCUAUGAAAACCCAACCACCCCCCACUCUGUACCAUGGUGUGCAUCCCAGCCGACAGGGCCUUGUGAUCUUUGACAGUAAUGACACCAGUGGCACUAAGGAUCAGAGUAAAACUCAAGGACAAGGGUCUACAGUUGCUGAGCAGAUGAAAAAGCAGCAAACACAGAAGCAUACAAUACAGCAGACAGAGCAAGCGAUGUGGCCUUCAAGUUUUUCUGCUGCAACAUCAGUUCCCCCUGCUUCUCAAAUCCCCAGCAUCACCAAUGCCAUGCAACGUCCGCUGUUUAACCCUGGUGGUCCUCACCCCAAUGCUAUUCCUCCAGCUCUGCCUUUGCCAAUCCCGGGCGUGGUGAACCUUUCUCAUCUGACGCUGCCACCUUCCAACAGUCAGCCUACGGCAAAGACGGCAGUCUCCAAGGGUCUGCCAACGUCAGCCAUGAUGCACGACUAUGCGGCGGCCACGCCGAGAAUCUUUCCACAUACCUGUACUCUGUGUAACAAAGAAUGUACUCGUAUGAAGGAUUGGAUCUCCCAUCAGAAAACUAGCCUUCACAUUGAGAGCUGCAGACUUCUCCAAAAACAAUACCCAGAGUGGGAUGGUGCGAUUGAAACCAGGCCCAGUGCUGCAGGUAAAGAUGCCAAGCUCUCGCCCUCAACCUGUAUUUUGACUUCCCAGCAUCAUCACCAGAAAGUCAGGCAAAGAAACCCCUCCCGUUCUCACUCGUCUAGCCCCCGUCGCCGUCAUGGCUCAGGGAGAAAAGAGAAAAGCAGUAGCAGAUCGAGUUCACCGCAAAGCUCCAGAUAUACUCGCAGGUCCCGGUCUAAUUCUUGUUCCCCAUGGUAUGAACGCCCUAUCUCAUCCCGCUAUCGGUCAUGCUCAAGGAGCCCCCAGAGACAAUCGUCACCGAGGAGGAGAGACGAGAAACGGUCCUCACCACGGAGGAGAGACAAUAGAUUAUUAUCUCCAAGGAGGAGCCGUGAGAGACGAUCAUCUCCGAGAAGUAGCCGGAAGAGACGAUCAUAUUCAAGGAGUAGCCAUGAGAGACAAUCAUCUCCAAGGAGAGGAUCAUCUCCAAGGAGAAGCCGUGAGAGACGAUCAUCUCCAAGGAGGAGUCACGAGGGACGUUGGCCACCAACAAGUAGCGAUCAGAGACAAUCCCCUCAACAAAAUGACUCGAUCAGUGCAGAGAACCUGGCAGAGAAACUACUGGAAUCAACAGUUUUGCAGUCUCUGUCAAAUCAGUGUGACCUGGAGGCCGUGGUUAAAACUCUGGCUCCUGCCUUACUAGCCGAGCUAGCCAAGAAGGAGCCUUCCUCAUCUUCUACUGCGUCUUCCUCAUCCAUCUCCUCUACAGCAAAGAAAAAAGAGUUACCUAAAAAGCUCUCUAAAAUAAAUCUCAGCCUGCAGAAGGGAGAGUCUGGUAAAUCUUCAACCACAACCAUGGUGCAACCACAACAGGUUUUUAGUUCUGUUUCACUUUUGGAGCACAAAUCAAAGUCAGUUUUUCUGUCUGAUUCCAAACUGGAGUCUCAAGAAAAUAAACCAACAUCAUCCUGUGAAAGAACAAAAACAAUCCUCAUCAACAACAUUUCAUUGAGUGAGUCCAAUCAGCUCAGAGAAGUUUUGAAAAAAAAUAAAUCUGUCAAGAACAUCUCAUCUCCUAAAGUGCCUGGUCUCAACAAGGUAUUUAUAGAAUUUGAGUCCGCUCGCGAUGCUGAUCAGCUCGGAGUUUGGUUGAGUCUCCUCAAACAACCCCCUGGCUACGAAGUCCACAGGCUGGGAGUACCAUACACCAGCUGUACAUCACUACGUCUGCCUUUGCCAAUCCCGGGCCUGGUGAACCUUACUCAUCUGACACCACCACCUUCCAACAGGCAAAAGAGGGCAGUCUCCAAGGGUCUGCCAACGGCAGCCUCGAUGCAUGACUAUGCGGCGGCCACACCGAGAAUCUUUCCUCAUACCUGUAGUCUGUGUAACAAAGAACUUACUUGUAUGAAGGAUUGGAUCUCCCAUCAGAAAACUAGCCUUCACCUUGAGAGCUGCAAACUUCUCCAAAAACAGAUUAAAGUUCAGCAUGUUGAGUUUUCAAAGAGUCCUAAAACAGUCCUAAAACAGCCUCUACAAGAUUCCAGUGAGAUCACACUAAACUUUGAACCAGACACCCUCGACCUGUCACAACCUGCUCUGCAAACCAGUGAACCUGUUGGAUCCACCAUUUUUGAGCCCACCACAGCAGGACCAAGUGCUAUGGCCGCAAAUGGCGUAGCAAUGAAGGACGGUCUUGUUACUGCAGUGAAUGCAGCGUCAAUCAGUGAUGCCUCCAAAUGCAAUGCACGUACCCGUCCCGCUAAAUGGGGGAGGGUAAAAACCUGCCUGCGUCCAUUCAGAAUAAAGUGCCUCAAGCUGAAAAGCUGUUUAUUUGGAAAACCAGAAUAUAAGCUACAUGGUCGUAAGCAGUUGCUCAUAACCAACCUGCCGGAGUAUUACAACGGCUGCUACACAGAAAAGGAUCUUGCUGAUUUUCUCAUACCCUUUGGGUUUCAGUAUACAGAUGACAACCUCCAUAUUGUUCCUCUGUCUUGCAUGGCCUUUGUCGUGAUGCCAAAAGCCCAGGAUGUUUACACCUUGCUCAAAGCCUCCCAAUUGUAUAACAUUACUUUCAAAGGGUCCAAACUUUGUUUCCGUGUAAUGGUCAACAACAUUACAAUGACACCGCUUUGGUUUUAUAAAUCGCUGAUGAAGCUGAUGCGUCAUAAAGUAUGUGACGAUGGAUCGAAAACAAUCUUCAUCAAGAACAUUUCAUGGUGUGAGUCCAACCAGCUCAGAGAAGAUUUGGAAAAAAUAAAUUCUGUUAAGCACUUCCUGCCUCUCCUCAACAAGGUGUUUGUAGAAUUUAUAUCCAUUUGCGAUGCUGAUCGGCUCGGAGUUUGGCUCAGUCUUCUGAAACGAGCCCCUUGCUACGAAAUCCACAGGCUGAAAAUACCGUGCAACGGCGAUGCAUUAUGUUCACCAAAACUUCGCUGGAACGUUCUGCCAGACAGUCAGGAUGCUGUUGCUGGGGCAACUGUGCUGCCAAUAAAAUUUGGCAUUCCACAGCGCAGCAUUGGACCUUUUUGGGUCACAAUGAGAACUAGUCCCUUCUUGUUCCCUACCAUCUCUCCUUGGUUCAUCAUCCCAGAUUACCUGACAGUCAGAAGAGAGGAAGACAUUGAGAAGGCCAGUAUUCGUGGUUCCAUGAUCCCGACAAUCAUGUUGACCGGUUUGCCAGAAAAAAACUACAAGUACGAGGAUGUGGCCGAACUGGUCUGGUGGCAUUUUCCCAAACGGAACCUUCACUCCCUGUACUACAACAUUACAGUCUUAACACUGCAGAGGAGGGGCUUUGUGUUUUUUCCCUGUUGGACAACGUGCUGCGCUUUUGUCAGAGAAUACAUCGCAUAUCCAUUUUCUAUCAAUGGCUGCACGCUUGGUGUUCACUUUGUCUUGGAACACAUGUAUCCCGAAUCUAGUGAGGAGAGGAUGUACACAACUCUGAUGAAGUGGAGCAACGCUGGAGUUCCAGAGCCAACGUCUCUGGAGGAGCGGUUGCUGUGUGUGGAGGUUUCUGAGGCAUCUGCGGAUGUCGUCAGGAUGGUCAUAGAAGAGGUGGCGUCCAUCGCGACCUUUGUUGGCUUCCUGCCACUCGCCAACAGGAUAUGCAUUGAGAUGGCCGACUCCAGCGGUGUAACCAAGGUGGUGGAGAAAUACAACAAUUGCUCACCAGACUCUUUGAAUAGAGCAGCUUGGACUAAAGUUCUGUAUGUUGAGUCUUUGAAGAGCCUAAAACAGCGUCUACAAGAUUCCAGUGAGAUCACAUUAAACUUUGAACCGGAGACCAUCAACGUCAAAGCCGAGCCCACAGCUGUGAAAUGUCAAAGCUCAGGUGUGUCUUCUGUUGGCAAACGGACAUCAACGAGGUAUUCAAAAUACUCCAAGAGCUCAGCCUCUCCUUCACUCUCCUCACCAAAAUCAGCUAAAGGCUCAAGCUACGUGUCACCAAAAAAAUCCAAGGACUCAUCUGAGCCCACCAAUUCCUCUACCAAACCAUCGGCUGCCUCCCCUUCUUCCCCUGGUCAGAAAACACAACAUAGCAAGACAAAAUCUCCAGCCAAAGCAUCAAAUACUGCAUCCUCUGGGUGUAGAACCCGCUCAUCCUCCGCUGCACAAGAAAUGGAUAAGAUGACAUCAGUGGCUACAGUCAAGGCUUCAGUGGAGACUCAUUCUGAGCCUCUGAUAGAAGAAGCAAAAGACACAGAAAGCACAGUGGCAAUGUCUGACCACACAGUGUCAGCAGAGAGCUUUGCUAAAAAAACUGUUGAGUCAGAGACAAAAAUAGAAACCUCAUCAGAGAUACAUCCACCUCUACAGGGACAUGGAUUAGAGUUGAGCCAAUCCCAGAGUCUGGAGGUUGAUGUUCAUGUCAACACAUGCAAAGGCCGCAAGAAAACCAAAGAGGAUGGGAAACAUACAGAGGUGGAGGUGGACGACAGGGAAAAAUAUCAAAUCCUUGGUUCACUUGAUGAACAAACAGAUGAACAGAUGAAUGACCAAGGCGGCAGCUCUGAAGUCCAGCCAACUGUACCCGAGGGAGGCCAGACUUUGCACGAGGAAAGCUUUCAGGUCUUGGACAGUGUCGACGAUAAAGGCAAAGCCUUCCCACGGGAGUACAGUGAAAUGGAAAUAGACAGUUCUUUCCAAAUGGUGGACAGUGCUACCCAAGACCAAGCAGAUACAGGUCAAGAGGAGAGUCACCAGGUCCAAGAUGAUGGUUCCACAGUAAAGCAAGAGUCUGAGGAAGCAGCAAUUCCUGCCGGCGACAAAUCUGACAACGGAGAAGGGAAGACGGGAGAAGAGGACGACGAAGUCAAAGGCAAAAUGCGUUCAGCAGAGUCCUGCAAAGCCUCAUCAAAGAAACAUCUCAGUACAGUUAAAAGAUAUGAGACACGGGCUAACAUGGACACCACUGCUGGAGUUUCUAAAAAAGACAAAGAGGUCAACGAGGAGAUGGUGUAUGAGAUAAUAGAUUCUGUUAAAGAAGAACCGGUUCAAGAUGUUGCCACCACUGAAAUGUCUGGUAGAAGGAGUGCAAGCGGUAAGAAAGAGGAUAAAAUUACAUUAAAUCUCACAGAAGCAACUGAAAAACCAGAGGAGGCUAAAACUGUGGAGGAUGAAACUGCCAAUAAAGAACCACUCAUAACGACAAGAUCUACCAGAGGAAGAAGGGAAAGAGCCACUAAGAAAGAUACUUCAGAUGAAAAAACAAUAAAAGAGGACAUGCCAAGAAAAAUGAGGCCCACUCCUGCCAGAGAAUCACAGGAACAAAACAAGGAAAGAACACCAAAGAAAGAGGAGAAAGCCCCUCUAAAAGAGAGCACACCAUCAAAGAAGAGUGACGAUGAUGUAAAAGAGGAAAUUGACUGGGAUGCUACCUAUGCAGUAUUCGACUCUUUGGAAGACGAGCUUGUUAAGGCUGAUCGGCCCGCUACAAGAAGAAAAGGAAAAAGGGGAAGACCGAAGAAAGACAUUAAAACAACUACAAAAGACACCGACAUAUUAAAUGAGGGUGAAACAGAGGCAUCUGAAAAAGUGGCUGAUGAAGAAGAAGCGACAUGUCAGAUUCUUCAUUCUGUGGAGGACAAGAUGGUUAACGAUCAGCCCCCCACAGUCACACAGUCAGACGAGAACAUUUCUAACAACAGCGACGAGCAAAAAACUGAAAGUGCAUCUCUCGCAGGAUUGCCCAAAAAAGAUGUAACAUCUAUAAAAAAAGAGGCAACACCUGAAAAAAAAGACACAGCAACAUGUGGUAGCACAGUUAUGGAGGUAGAAGCCAAGGAGCUGGUGACUCUGGAUGAGGUGGGAGCAGAUGAGGCCGGAGAGGAAAGAGUGCCAGAGAGCCGAGAGUUGGAUGGGGAGAUGACGGAGGGGGAGCUGCAAACACUUGUUACUCUGGAUGAGUUCGUAGAAGAAGAAGAAGAAGAAGAAGAAGAAGAGGACGACAGAGAGGCCAAGCAAAGCACACUGGAGACCCGCCCACCCAGCCAGGAGGACGAAUCGGAGGACUGCUUAAACUCAGAGACUUUGGUGACUUUAGAUGAAGCGGAUGAUGAUGAGGAAGAGAAGCCAGACGAAGAGCAUACUAAGAAAACCUCAUGUACCGUCAAACACAAUGAUGAUACAGACGAGGUGGGAGCGGUGGAGGAGGAGGAGGAAAAGGAAGCUGUAAAAACCAGGACAAGAGGACGUGGCAAGAAGAGAGCCAGACAGACCCCUGUGAGAAAAUCUACCAGAGGGAAAACCGUGACUGCAACAGAGGAGAGAGAAGAAGAGUUGGAACCAGCUAGCACCGAGGUUCUGCCUCCAACUCCACUCGAUGCCUCCUCUUCACUGGACACAGAUCCGUCUACGUUGUCAAGUGACGGCCAGCCGGAGAUCCAGAGGGCCGAGGUGGAAGCAGCGAGCCCAGCUGACAUCGAGGCGGCCUCUGCUGGGCAGGAGCUGCAGCCGGAGCACCCUGGGGACCAGACGCUGGAGGGAUGUGUGGAGGAAGGAGAGCAGGAAAAGAAGGCAGGACGGAGCAGGGCAGACAUCAAAGUUGUGAGUAAACUGAGGAGGGAGCCUGUUGGACCUGAAUCAAAGCGAUCUCGUUCUCAGUCUCCUUGUGUCGCUAUCAACGUCAAACUGCCGCCAUUCAAACCCAAAAACCCCCUCGGUCAGGAGUUUGUGGUCCCCAAAUCAGGCUAUUUCUGUAAUCUCUGCUCUCUUUUCUACCUGAACGAGAGCACCGCCAAGGACCUCCACUGCAGCAGCCAGAGACACUACGACAACCUGCAGAAACAUUACCAGAAACCAUCAAGAAGUUCCAAACAAAGUUCUCAAGGCUCCGUUUCUGAUUGAUCAAGACACCAACUAAUUACUUUUUUUGGGCCAGUGAAACGCCAGCAGCUUUACACAUCAAUGUGUAUAAUAAGCCAUGUUGGUCAUAACUAAUUGCUGUCUGCCAUCUUUUUUCAUAUAAAUGUGUAAAUUAUACCAUAGCUGCCUUCUGUGAGUUAAACGGUUCCAUUGCUUCCAUCAGUUGUAUUCUGAAAAAAAACUAAACAUGAGGACAGUUUCUUUAUAUAGUCUGUUUACGUAUUUGGAUGAUUGGAACUUUAAAGCUGCUACAUAACCUCUUUUUUUUGGAAAUGACUUAACAUUUGCACUAAAUUUGUGUUUACAACCACUUUAGCUUUAUAGUGCAGAGUCCGGCCACUGUUAGAUCAAAUGUCUCAACUUGAAUGGGUAAAGAAUGAAGAAUUGAAUUAAGAAUAAAGAACGGUGGUCCUUAACUUGCAGACAAACAUUAGCAAGGUUAAAGAUGAGAUUUAUUAUUUUGUUUCUUGAUGAUAAUGUGAAGACAAUUUUUUGGAGAGAUCGUUUCUUGUGUUUAUUCUAUGCAAUGUUUGCUUUUUGUUAUGUCCUUUUAAAAAUAUAUCUGAAAUGAC
This is a messenger RNA of Perca flavescens (yellow perch), 9336 nucleotides long. It is a transcript of the gene znf638, whose product is annotated as zinc finger protein 638. Gene Ontology annotation, molecular function: zinc ion binding; nucleic acid binding. The record is from RefSeq and is a predicted model, not a curated record. Lineage: Eukaryota; Metazoa; Chordata; Actinopteri; Perciformes; Percidae. Bases 335 to 8746 code for a protein of 2803 amino acids. The transcript has 36 exons. Gene Ontology annotation, cellular component: nucleus.